This is a messenger RNA of Aspergillus pseudotamarii, 4672 nucleotides long. Its product is annotated as ABC-2 type transporter-domain-containing protein. The record is from RefSeq and is a predicted model, not a curated record. The transcript has 2 exons. Gene Ontology annotation, cellular component: membrane. Gene Ontology annotation, molecular function: ATP hydrolysis activity; ABC-type transporter activity; ATP binding. NCBI's taxonomy places the organism in Eukaryota, Fungi, Ascomycota, Eurotiomycetes, Eurotiales, Aspergillaceae. Gene Ontology annotation, biological process: transmembrane transport. Bases 197 to 4543 code for a protein of 1448 amino acids.
GGUACUCAUAAUGCGCCGCCCACGGGAUCCCAUUCAUCAUGUUGAGUCGUUCACUCUACAUGGUCUACGACGACGAACAACACCCUCCUUAACUACGCCUCUUCUCUGUUGUCGUUGUACAUACAUACUACGCUGUAUAGUAGUAUAGCCAUCAACAAGCCUGUUAGAGGCGUCGUCCCGUGCUCUGUGUCCGAAGAUGUCGUCCAAGUCCGAGGUGGCUCCGGACGUCAACCCGGUGACGCAGAUCGACACUUCUCCCGACCACGAGGAUGAUACCUUAUCCGACACAUCCUCGUCCGUGUCGUCGGAUGAGGAUCAGGAGCGUCAGUCACUGUCUCGCAUCGCUUCCAGUAGACUGGGCCAAGUCCUCUCGGCUACUCAUGCGAAACAUGACCCCCAACUCGACCCCAAUAGUCCCGAAUUCAACCACCGUCGUUGGGCUCAGUUCGUUCUGAGGCGGAUGCACGAAUGCGGCAUUGAGCCACCACAGCAAGGUGUCGUCUUCAAGGAUCUUCAGGUCUCUGGGUCAGGAUCGGCGCUGCAGUAUCAGGAGACGGUACUUUCCACAUUCGCCAUCCCUUUCCGCACGGCUUCCCGAGCGAUCGCAGGACAAAAGAGUGUCCCUCGCCGUCAGAUUUUGCGCGGCUUUGAUGGUCUCCUCGAGGGUGGGGAGCUUUUACUCGUCCUGGGUCGACCAGGAAGCGGAUGUUCCACUCUGCUAAAGACGAUAUGUGGUCGUAUGGGGGGACUGACCCUCGAACCGGCAAGCACGAUCCACUACAAUGGCGUCGGGUAUGAGGAUAUGAUUAAACACCACCGGGGAGAAAUUGCCUACAAUAAGGAGGUUGACGAGCAUUUUCCACACCUCACUGUGGGCCAAACCCUCUCAUUCGCCGCCCAUGCCCGUGCGCCUCGACGACGGAUCGAGGGUAUGACUCGCAGGGAUUUUGCGGAUACCAUGACCAAGGUGGUGAUGUCAGUGUACGGCCUCUCACACACGGUCAACACCAAGGUCGGGGAUAACUUCAUCCGCGGAGUCAGUGGGGGGGAACGCAAACGGGUCAGUAUCGCCGAGAUGUUCCUGUCGAACUGUCGGAUAGGUGCUUGGGAUAACAGCACCAGAGGCCUAGAUGCCGCAUCAGCCCUGAAGUUUGUGAGAGCGUUGCGCCUGUCCGCCGAUAUGAGUAACUCCUGCCAUGCUGUGGCUGCCUACCAGGCUUCCCAGUCAAUGUACGACCUCUUUGAAAAGGUCGUGGUCCUCUACGAGGGGUAUGAGAUUUAUUUUGGGCCGUGUGACGCGGCAGUCGAAUACUUCCAGCGGAUGGGCUGGGAACGACCGGAGCAGCAGGUGAGCCCGGACUUUUUAACCGCCAUUACCAACCCCCAGGAACGAAGGGCCCGGCCGGGCAUGGAGGACAAGGUGCCUCGGAGUGCGAAGGAAUUCUCGGAGUAUUGGAAGCGCAGCUUGGAAUAUCAGAAGCUUCGCACGGAAAUUGGCAACUAUGUGCAGGAACACGCUCCGAAUGGUGAAGCCGCUCAAAUCCUGCGGCAAGUCCACGAGGAAAAGCAAGCCCGCCAUACACGGGCGAACAGUCCAUAUCUCCUGUCGAUCCCGAUGCAGAUACGACUCUGUGUCCGGCGGGCCUAUCAGCGUCUGCGCAACGAUUUGCCCACAGCGAUGUCGACAGUUGUUGUCCAGACCAUCCUAUCCCUGAUCAUUGGAUCCGUCUUCUACAACUCGCCCAAUUCCAGCAAUGCCUUCUUUCAGAAAGGCGCUGUCCUAUAUUUCUCGGUGCUUAUGAACGCUUUGAUCACUAUUGGUGAAAUUAUGCAACUGUACGCCCAGCGGCCCAUCGUGGAAAAGCAGGCGGCCUAUGCCUUUGUGCAUCCAUUUACCGAAGCCUUGGCGAGUGCCCUGGUUGAUCUGCCGAUCAAAGUCCUUCGCUGUUCCGUGUUCAGUAUCAUCCUUUACUUCUUAGCCAACCUACGCCGGGAGCCGUCUCAGUUCUUCAUCUUCUACCUACUUCUGAUAUGCACCGUUCUCACCAUGUCAGGAAUGUUUCGCAGCUUGGCUUCUUUGACCCAGACCGUGGGGCAGGCCAUGGCGCUUGCCGGUAUCCUGGUUCUAUGUAUUGUAGUCUACACGGGAUUCACGUUGCCACAGCCCUAUAUGCAUCCAUGGCUCUCCUGGAUCCGCUGGAUUAACCCUGUUUACUAUGCAUUUGAGGCUCUCGUUUCCAAUGAAUUCCAUGGCCGGGAUUUCGAAUGUGCUUCAUACAUCCCGUCUUAUGGCACUGGCACAUCUUUUAUUUGCUCGGUCGUCGGUGCAGUUGCUGGUGAACGGUUUGUCUCUGGGGACGCCUUCAUUGAGCAGAACUACCAAUAUUCCUAUUCGCACUUGUGGCGAAACUUUGGCAUCCUGAUCGCAUUCCUGAUCUUCUUCCACGUACUUUACCUCACUGCAACGGAAUUUAUAUCGGCAGACAAGUCUAAAGCAGAAGCAUUGGUAUUUCGGCCUGGCCAUGCUCCUAGCUACUUGCAAGACGGCGACGGUAUUGAGGUGGAGAAGACAAACCCUACAGCGGAGGUCAGGGCUGACGCAGAUUCUAUCCGCCUUCCCGAGCAGAAGGAUAUCUUGUCCUGGAAAUCAGUUUGCUAUGACAUUCCGGUCAAGGAUGGAACCCGGCGUCUGCUCGAUGACGUGAAUGGAUGGGUCAAGCCUGGGACGUUGACAGCUUUGAUGGGGGUUUCUGGUGCUGGAAAGACUACUCUGCUGGAUGUACUUGCCCAGCGAGUGUCGAUUGGCGUCGUGACAGGAGAUAUCUUUGUGAAUGGAAAGGGCUUAGCCGCGAAUUUUCCUCGUCGAACCGGUUAUGUCCAACAACAGGAUCUUCAUCUUGAGACCACUACGGUGCGGGAGGCUCUCCGCUUUAGUGCUAUGCUUCGUCAACCUCGAUCGGUGUCUCAGCAGGAAAAGUAUGAUUAUGUCGAGCAGGUAAUUCAAGUCUUGGGAAUGGAGGACUAUGCUGAGGCAGUCGUUGGUAGACUAGGUGAAGGGUUGAAUGUGGAGCAGCGAAAGCUUUUGAGUAUCGGGGUGGAGCUCGCUGCUAAGCCAACCCUUUUGGUCUUCCUCGAUGAGCCCACCAGUGGCUUAGACUCUCAGAGCUCAUGGACGAUCUGCGCGUUUCUCAAGAAACUUGCCAACCAAGGCCAGGCGGUACUGGCAACGAUCCACCAACCUAGUGCCAUGUUAUUCCAAACCUUUGACCGCUUGUUGUUCCUAGCGAAAGGGGGAAGGACAGUCUAUUUCGGUGAUAUUGGCAAGGACUCCCGCAUUCUGCUAAACUAUUUCGAGCGAAACGGCGGCCGAAUCUGCAAGGAGCAUGAAAACCCAGCGGAGUAUAUCCUUGAAACAGUUUCUGGUGAUGUGGAUAAGAACGCACCAGACUGGGUGAAAGUGUGGAACGAUAGCCCUGAGCAUAAAGACGUACUUGAGGAGCUCGAUCGAUUGCAUUCCACCGGAGGAAGUGAUUCCGCAUCUUCUACCGAUGAUGCAGGGAGUAACGAUGAAUUCGCAAUGCCAUUACACAGUCAGCUCUAUCAUGUCCUUCGCCGUGUGUUUCAGCAAUACUUGAGACAACCGGAGUAUAUUUUCUCCAAAUUUAUUCUGGGCAUUGUGUCCGGCCUUUUCAUUGGGUUUUCCUUCUGGCAGACUGACAACACGCAGCAAGGUUUCCAGAACUCUCUGUUCAGUAUUUUCUUGUUGUGUACGAUAUUUAACACUUUGGUGAACCAGAUCAUGCCGAAGUUCGUUGCCCAGCGUGCCCUCUAUGAAGUCCGUGAGCGACCGUCCCGAGUCUACUCCUGGAAGGUCUUCAUCCUCUCUCAAAUGAUUGUCGAAAUCCCCUUCCAAUUUGGACUCGGCGUUUGCUCGUGGGCCUCAUUCUACUGGUCUGUCUUUGGCGCCAACCAAGAUUCCGAGCGCCGUGCUCUGAUCAUGCUCUUUAUUGUGCAGUUCUUCAUCUAUAGCGCGAGCAUGGCUCAAUUCGUGGUAUGUGCGGUCGGGGAGCCGGCACUGGCCUCCAUGAUUGCCACACUGAUGUUUGGUCUCUCGUUCGUCUUCAGUGGUGUCAUGCAGCCACCCCCUGCCCUCCCCGGAUUCUGGAUCUUCAUGUACCGCGUGUCCCCAUUUACAUACUAUAUCGGAGGCAUUGGAAGCACAGCCCUGCAUGGCCGUCCCGUGCAAUGUAGCUCGACGGAACUCAGUGUUUUCGAUCCGCCCGACGGCCAAACCUGCGGUGACUAUAUGAGCAAAUACCUCGAUUUAGCCGGCGGCCAGUUGUAUAAUAAGAACGCAACGUCUGGUUGCGAGUACUGCGCCAUGGACUCCGCGGACCAAUACCUUGCCCAGCGGUGGAUCUACUGGGAAGAUCGCUGGAGAAACUACGGCAUUUUCUGGGCGUAUUUUGUGUUUAACAUCCUUGGGGCAAUCACUCUCUAUUAUCUAUUUAGGGUACGGAAGAUCAGCCUAAAGAAAUCUUGAGGCCGCCCGUCAUGAUACCCAUCCUUGCUUUGCUUCUACUAUAUAAUAAGGGGCGCCAAAUUACACCGUGUGGUGUUUCGAUGUGUGGUCUGUGACUCUAUUUUUGGGUCAGGUGGUGCGAGUUAAGCG